Messenger RNA from Myxozyma melibiosi, 255 nucleotides. RefSeq lists its product as uncharacterized. Gene Ontology annotation, biological process: protein secretion. The transcript is spliced from 2 exons. The coding region runs from base 1 to 255 and encodes 84 amino acids. The record is from RefSeq and is a predicted model, not a curated record. NCBI's taxonomy places the organism in Eukaryota, Fungi, Ascomycota, Lipomycetes, Lipomycetales, Lipomycetaceae.
AUGAGUGCAUUAAAGUAUCCUUAUCUGAUUUCAAAAGUCGCGGACCCGAUCUUUGGAAUCUUCGUCGGCGCGGCCGCGUUCUACCUCUACGAACGACGCGACGACAGGGAGCAAGAACACACGCUAUACUACCUUGCGCAGAAGCGGUUCGCAAAGGUGAAGAAGGACGAUAACGCUGUUGAUGCGGGAUUGACUGCGACGCAGCGCGAGCGGCGGAUUGCGGAGGCGGCUGCGUUUGAGAACUCUGCAAAGUGA